CGGCCUGCGCAGCCAUGUAGGUACCGUUACCGGAGGGGGACGGCGCCGGAGCGGCCAUGGAGGGCACCGACGACAGUGGCGCCGCAGCCCCCCCGCUGCCGAACCUCACCCCUCGGCACCGGCAGCUCAUCCCCACGCCCUGCGGCCCCCGAGUACGUAAUGCAUCAAAACCUGCUGCCUGCGCGUAUAUCACGAGUAACGGUACGCGACGUGUGAAAGCACAGCGAUCCGGAGCGGUGCUGUAGCCCAGCCCUGCCUCCAGCGUGGUGCAGUUUAUCUGCCUCCGUGAUUUAGGAUGAAUGGAAAAAAAAAAAACAUCUCCCAAAUCCUUCGCACGUUGCUUGGAAGCGUGAACCUUUCUUUACAGCUUUCUAAAACUAAAAAUCUUGAUGCGGGGUAAAACUGGGAAAAAGUUACUUGCUGAACAUCGCAAUGUUUUGAUAAAACCUUGUUCAGAGCUAUCAUUUCCUGUGAAGAUCUACUUCUGUGUCACUAUUUUGUCUCUGCUAAGUGUAAUAGGGCUGACCAUAGAGACACUUGUCCGACAAACUGAGGAAGAUUUCACCAUUUCUCUUAUUCAGUUAAUUGGAGUUGUGUUCUGUGUGUACUAUGUGACUAGAGGAAUCCUGCAGGAGAAUCGCCAGGAGCUCAUCGUCUUUGUUCUUUCCAUCUUGCUAGUGAUGUUUCGUUCUGUUGUCAACUUCACAGUUCUCUCUGCUGAGCAAAAGCCGAAACUCCUGGCCCGCUUCAUUCUGAUCCUCCUGGUUGGCUCCUUUGAUGUGAUCUGUGCCAUCAUCCUCAUUCAGAGUCAAAGCAUGAUGGCCUUUCGAGUGGGUGGUGCUCUAGAAAGCCUGCAGUCACAAUACUUCAUGCUCAACCUCUGUUUUUCCAUGUUGACCUUUGAUCUUCAGGCACAGCUCUGCUUGUGUGUUCUGCUGAUAAGCCUGCAUGAGAUCACCCUUCUACAUAACAUCAUCUCAGCAACAGGGGUUCUUUGGGCCUGCCUGAAGGUGACCAUCAGCAUCAUUGCAAUUUUAAAAGAACUGAAACCUCUAGUGUGGAUUUUUCUGAGUCAGAAUGUUCCUGAAGUAGUUUAUCUCAUCUACCUGCUUUACACGGUGAUAAAGGAGUGGGGCAAAGGGAAUUCUUACACUCUGGAAGCUGCUUUCAUCACCGGCUCUUGCAUUUCUGUUGCAAUAAAAUGUGUUUUGUUUUGGGCGCUGAUUCAUGUCUACCGCAGCUUUGGGCAGGGGCUGCGAGAAAGAAUGUUUUCUUCCUAUGGAAGGAUUGAGUCCUGAGCAUCCCCCUUGUAUUCUAUCUGCAACUCUUACAGAGUGAAAUCAUAGCUGGGGAAGUUCUGAUCAAGUACUUGCAUUCAGGAUGUAAGGUAACGGGCCAGUUUCAGAGGUAGGGGAAGUUGCUCAGAAAGUGUCUACACAUUUCUUGGUUUGUAUUGUGGUAGGGAACUAUAGCAGUACAGCUGGUAACUUAGUUUAAAAAGCAAAGCGCGCUCGGGAAAUUAACAGUAAUCCUCUCAAUUCACUGAGUUUUGCUGACAGGACAAUGCAUCUUUCACUCCUUGUUUUCCUGAUGUUGCUUUGUAACUGCAGGAGGUUCACAACAUGCAUGUGAGUAGAGAACGUUGUUAAUAUAAAUGCUGUUUUUCUGGAUGUACACAAACAUAAUGAAAAUAAUUUGCACACCUCUUUUAUUACUGAGUCUAGAAGCGGACUGCCCUACCAUCAUUUCUCACUCAGAUCUGUUGCUCAUCAGAGGCCAAGCCCCGAAGUUGUUUUGAGGAGAGCUGUGUUCCCUCAUCUCCACUCCGGCUGUGACGGCUUAACCCCAACAGAACGGCUAGGGCGCUUGUUCCUUCUCCGACUUCAGAAUAUUUCUGGUUUUUUUAAAUCCCAGCUCCACGUGGAAACUCCGCAAUGUAAUCUCACGCCUUCCUAUAGCGUAUCUAACCAACGUGCCAUUUCACACACAAGGGUGACUGUUAAAAUAAGCUUUUAAUACUGUCAUUUAAAAGUUUGGUAUUUUAUUGAUCGGAACCUUUAGCUACUGGCUGUCUAUUUUUUAAUAAAGUAUAAACACAG
Grus americana (Whooping crane) is the source of this 2099-nucleotide messenger RNA. RefSeq lists its product as uncharacterized. The record is from RefSeq and is a predicted model, not a curated record. Lineage: Eukaryota; Metazoa; Chordata; Aves; Gruiformes; Gruidae. Bases 390 to 1298 code for a protein of 302 amino acids. The transcript has 11 exons.